This is a messenger RNA of Chionomys nivalis (European snow vole), 1113 nucleotides long. RefSeq names its product apolipoprotein L6-like. Lineage: Eukaryota; Metazoa; Chordata; Mammalia; Rodentia; Cricetidae. The record is from RefSeq and is a predicted model, not a curated record. Gene Ontology annotation, biological process: lipid transport; lipoprotein metabolic process. Gene Ontology annotation, cellular component: membrane; extracellular region. Gene Ontology annotation, molecular function: lipid binding. The transcript is spliced from 3 exons. Bases 1 to 1113 code for a protein of 370 amino acids.
AUGGAGAAGGAUGCUACUAAGGCUCAAGAAGAGAGGAAAGGCUUCAUCGAGUCUGUGGUUGAGGACCUCUGGGACACAAGGAACACAGAGGUCCUGCAGGUCCUGCCAACCAAAGAGGAAUCCGAAAUACAACUUGUGGAAAGAGCUGGUUUGUCCAGUUUCUCUCCAUUUAAUUUGAUGUUGGCUGGUGGCUUGUUGUUGAUUGUUUAUAUUAUAUUUAGGAAAGUGAAAGAUGCCUCACAUGAAGCUCAUGGUGAGACCACAGUGGAUACAGAAGUAGCAGAUGAAGAGAAACUCCAAAAGGCCCUGCAGGAGAAGAAAAGGUUUUUGGAAGUUUAUCCUCAGAUGAAACAGGAGCUCGAGGAGCGCAUCAGGAAGCUCCACACCCUUGCAGACAAGAUUGACAAGGUGCACAAGGGCUGCACCAUCACACAAGUGGUGGCCAAGUCCACCUGUGCUGUGUCUGGGGUCCUGACAAUCCUUGGUCUCACUCUGGCACCUGUGACAGCAGGAUUCAGUCUGGGACUUUUAGCCUCAGGCUUGGGACUUUGGGGAGCAGCGGCUGUGACGAGUGCUUCCGCAAAAAUUGUGGAAGAGGUAAACAUGGAGUUAGCAGAAGCUGAAGCCAGCCAGCUUCUGCCAAGGAGCAACAACACUGAGAAUGACAUUAAAAGCAACAACACUGAGAAGGACAUUACAGAAUCGUUGGAGAAGAUCACCUCCAGGCUUGUUUCUGUAUCUAAGCAAUUUGUUAAGAAUGUGGAUGACAUAAAGAAGAACAUUGAUGCCAUCAAGCUGGAAAAAGCCAGCCCUCGCCUAGCAAAUAAAGCUAAGCGUCUAAUGACCACAGGGAAGGUGUCAGCCAAAAGCACGAAAGAGGUGAAGAAAGCCUUUGGAGGCACUGUGCUGGCAAUGACCAAAAGAGCCCGGAUCAUGGGUGCAGCCACUGCAGGUCACUCCCUAGCACUAGAUAUAGUCAGCAUCAUAAAAGACACAAAGCAUUUGCAAAACGGGGCAAAGGCAGAGUCUGCUGCAAAGCUGCGGCAGCAGGCUCAGGAACUGGAGCAGAAGUUGCAGGAGCUCAUCCAGGUGCAUGACAUCCUGACUCAGUGA